GGAAGUUGUCGUUUCGCCAUGGCAACAGGAGAGCAAGGCAGAUUUCCAGUGUUGUAAAGUUUGUCACUGUCCACUUUCCUCUCAUCUUUCCCCCUGUGAGACGUUUGUGGACGAUGGUGGAUGUGGGUGCUGAUCUGAGCAGUCUGUCUUUUGAUGCCGGACUCACUGAAGAUGAGAGACAGUUACUUCACCUGCGCGCGCGCUCGGCUGGACUGACAUUUUGCGGGUGCGCGCACGCAGUUUACCUGUGUAAACUGGUCCAGUCACUGAGAUGUGUCAUCACAGACUCUCCAGGAGAAGACAGUGACCUCUGUGUUGGGAUACUUGGGAUGGGUCACAUGGGGAAAAAGUUGCUCCUCUCCCUCCUUGAAAAGUCUGACAUCAAACCAUCACACAUUAAGAUCUCCAGUAAAAGACCAGAAAAUGCAGUAGAGUCUGUGCAAACAGGAGUUGAAUGUUUCUUCGACAAUCCCAGACUGGCCCGGUGGGCUGAUGUUCUGUUCCUCUGCUGUCUGCCCUCUCACCUCCCCAAAGUCUGUGCUGAGAUCCGCUCUCACCUGUCAAAGCGCUGCCUUGUGUACAGCUUCGCCUCUGCUGUGCCUGUCACCAGAUUGGCACAGCUUCUUGGACACGACUUCAUUCUCAAACCACAGUAUGACUUUGUGGCUUGUGACACUGCAGAUGUGUGGCUGUCCUGCACUCAUAUGACCGCAGCAUUGACGGAUCCUUUGCUGAUAGAGGCAUCGUGUCCUCUUACUAUGAGUCGUGGCAUUUCUCUGGGUCUGAACUGGGUGUGUGCGGUCUUGUACAGCCUGCUAAAUAUCUGCACCUGUGCUGGUCUGGGAUCCAGUGAUGCUCUCUCUCUGAUCAACGGCCUCUUUAAAGAGAAAUAUCCACACACUGUGGAAUUAAACGCACAGAGUUUCAUCAGUUCAUCGUAUACAUCUUCCCUUCUUACAGAGGAGCCUUUUCCAUGGAUUUCUCUCACUGUUGUGCAGACCAAGGAAACACCACUGCUGCGCUUUCUAUCAAGCAACAAAUAUUUGCAACAGUGCAUCUCUGCAGCAUACAAAUCACUGCUGGAGGAGACGCCAGAAAAAUCACAUAUUAAACUCUCAUGUAAAACAUAACCGUAUAUCCUCUAAAGAUGCUCGGCAUAGGUGUAGAUUUAAAGGCUGCACUUUUUUAUUUUUUAUUUUUUACAUGUAUUUUCAAGUCAUCUGUGGCGUUUCAUAAAUCACCGGUAUGGUCAAAAUUUGAACAAUGCAGUGUCCAUUUCAU
Larimichthys crocea (large yellow croaker) is the source of this 1281-nucleotide messenger RNA. It is a transcript of the gene noxred1, whose product is annotated as NADP-dependent oxidoreductase domain containing 1. NCBI's taxonomy places the organism in Eukaryota, Metazoa, Chordata, Actinopteri, Sciaenidae. Gene Ontology annotation, molecular function: pyrroline-5-carboxylate reductase activity. The record is from RefSeq and is a predicted model, not a curated record. Gene Ontology annotation, biological process: L-proline biosynthetic process. The transcript has 6 exons. Bases 114 to 1130 code for a protein of 338 amino acids.